This is a messenger RNA of Lycium barbarum (goji berry), 1458 nucleotides long. Its product is annotated as protein CLP1 homolog. Gene Ontology annotation, molecular function: polynucleotide 5'-hydroxyl-kinase activity. Gene Ontology annotation, cellular component: nucleus. The record is from RefSeq and is a predicted model, not a curated record. Gene Ontology annotation, biological process: tRNA splicing, via endonucleolytic cleavage and ligation. The transcript is spliced from 6 exons. Lineage: Eukaryota; Viridiplantae; Streptophyta; Magnoliopsida; Solanales; Solanaceae. The coding region runs from base 1 to 639 and encodes 212 amino acids.
AUGGACAAAACAUAUGCUCCUGAAGAAAUGAACGAGGUGGAGGGGAGAACAAAGAGGGAGAAUGUCAAUGAGGAGUUUUUAAGUGUUUGGGAUAAACGACUAAUGGAGACACUUGAUUUUAUUGAGCGAUGUCAACACCUGAAGGUCUCUUUAUUGGUUGAAAUUUCUACUCUCCAGUGGGCAGUUGUCUGUGAAGAAAAAUUUUGUAGCAUUCUAAAAGAUGUAUUGAAGAAUCGUCCUAACGUGGAUGGGGUGAAACUUCAAAAAUCCGGUGGUGUUGUAUCAAGGAAUGCAAAAGUACGGCAGAAAGCAAGGGGCUACAGAAUACGGGAGUAUUUUUAUGGCCCUUCGAAUGACCUCUCACCACAUUCUAAUGUGGUGAGCUUCAGUGACUUGUUCAUUUACCGAAUUGGAGGUGGACCACAGGCUCCACGCUCAGCUUUACCUAUCGGUGCAGUGCCUGCAGCAGAUCCUACAAGAUUGGUUCCUGUUAAUGUCAUCCACGACUUGCUCCAUUUGGUUCUUGCCGUCUCAUAUGCCAAAGAACAAGAUGAAAUAAUUUCCAGUAAUGUUGCUGGAUUCAUCUAUGUAACCGAUGUAGGCAUGAACAGGUUUGAACUCGAAUUCUCCUCUUAUUAGACAAUUAUGUUUCCAAUUCUUAAUGCCAGUAUGAUCUUAUCUUUGAUCAUCUCCAUUUUCAGGAAAAAGAUAACAUACCUUGCACCAUGUGCUGGGAACUUCCGAGCAAAUACCUAAUUGUGGGAACCUUAACAUGGAUCGAAAACUGAAGUGUAUAAAUGCAGUAGCCAGUGGUUUUUCGGUCUUUGAGCUUUCUGUAGAGUGGGACAGCAUGGAGAUGCCCGCUAAGCUUUUGGUGUUGUAGAAAUGCAGUAGGCUUUUCUGCGAUGACCGUAUAAUACUACUGUAUCAUAGUGUGAAGCUUUAUGGAAAAUAAUCCGAUUGUACAAAUACCAAUAGCUCCUCAUCUUUUAUACUGCCAAAUGAUAAUUUCAAUGGUCUUUUGGCAUCAUUAAGGUUAUUAACUUAUUUGGAAGAAAACAUUUUGACAUCCCUGAGUUUCUUGAAAAAGCAUGAAUGCUAUUCUUCUAUUUCAACAAAUACUUCACAUCCUUCCUUGGCUGAAAAUGCUGUCUACACCCCCCCCCCCCCCCUCCCCCAACCCCAAGCACUGUGACUUGUUGGAGCUGUCUUCCUGGGGCCUCAACGAUUUUGGUGGAGAUAAGCGUGAGCAUCGGAGCAUGUUGGACCAGCUCAAAAUUAAGAGGUUGUUAUGGAGAUAGGUGUCUGGUUUGUGAGUUCUGCUUGACAAAACUUAAUACUCUUAGUUGCCAUAUGCUGCAAAAGCUCCUAGAUGUAGUAAUGAAAUUUGAUGCUGCAAAUGAAUUGGCAACUGAGAAACGGUGCAAAGGGAUGGAAUUUGUUAAUUUUUCUUUGAAA